AUGUUAAGACUUAAAACUAUUUUUAAUUCCACAUAUCAAUUUCAAAGAUUAUUUUCAUUAUACAAAACAAAUAAUGAAAAAAAUUCAAUAUCAUCAGCAGCACAAUUAAAUUCAACAAUAAAAACACUUAUCGAUACAAAACAAUUUAAACAAGCCGUAGAUUUAUGUUAUCAAAAUCUUGAAAAAUGUACAAAUUACACAAUUAGCAUAGCAAUUAAUGCUUGCAAUAUAUUAAAUGAUUAUCAACGUGGUAUCGAUAUUAAAGAAAAAAAUCCAUCAAAUGCACUUAAAAAUUCUUAUAUUCAAACAUCAUUAAUUCGGUUCUAUAGUUUAAUAUCUAAUAAUAUGCCAGAAAAAGUAUUGGAUUUACUUGAUGAAAUGACGUUUAAACUUGACAAGUUUAUUCUGGCAGUUUUAUUAAAUGCAUGUGGUGAAGUUGCUAAUGAUCGAGGGAUGAAGAUUGGAAGAAAACUGCUUGAUGAUAUGCUUAAUAACUAUCAAAAUGAUAUCGUCUUAUUAAAUUCAGCAAUAGAUAUGCUAAUGAAAUUUGGUGAUGUUCAAGGUGCUGAGCGUAUUUUUGAUUCAAUCAAGAAGAAAGAUAUUGUUACUUACGGUGCUAUGAUGAAAGGAUAUAUUAGAAAUGAAAUGUAUGAAAAAUCGUUGGAUUUAUUUGAACAAAUCAACUUCAAUGUAGAUGAUGUAACUUAUAUUAUUGUAAUUAAUGCAUGUGCUCAACUUGCUAAUGAUCGAGCAAUAAAAAUUGGAAAAAAACUUCUUCAUGAAAUGCCUAAUAUUCAUCGAAAUAAUAAUGUAUUAUUAACUUCAGCAAUAAAUAUGUUAAUGAAAUUUGGUGAGGUUGAAAAUGCUGAACGUUUUGUUAAAUUGAUAAGAAACAAAAAUAUUAUGACGUAUGGUGCUUUAAUGAAUGGCUACGAUAUUAAUGGUGAACCGUGGAAAUGUUUGAAGAUUUUGCAAGAAAUAAAACAAAAGAAUAUUGUUCUAAAUGAGAUCAUAUGGAAUUUAGUUAUCGGAUCAUGUUCACAAAUUGGUAUGAUUCGACAAGCUGAAUAUAUAAUUUAUGAUCGUGGUACAGUGACAUACAAUGCGAUGAUUAAUGGAUUUGGACUUAAUGGAAUGGAUUCUGAAGCAAUUGAAUUAUAUAGAGAGAUGCCAAAUAAUCUACAUAAUGAAAUUUCACAUAUUUGUGUAUUAAAUGCAUGUUCUUAUUCAGGUCUUCUUCAUCAAACUCAGAAUAUAUUCAAUGAAAUUAAUUUGAAAAGAGAAAAAAUCGUAACUGUUAUGGUUGAUUGUUUAAGUCGUUUGUUUUUAUUUGAUGAAGCAUUAAAUAUGGUAGAUGAAUAUGAAAAGAAAAACUCACCACAUUUUGUCAUGUAUAUGUGCUUAUUAUCUGGUGCACGUAGUAAUCGCAAUAGAAAUUUAUCUGAAAAGAUAUGUAAUCGAAUGAAAUAUUUGUUUCCUGAUAAAAAACAACGUCUUGUAUCAGGUGUAAUUCUUCUAUCAAAUAUGUAUUCAUCUGUUGGUGAACAUCAAUUAGCAAAAAGCUUUCGAUCUAGUCAAAUAAAAGAAUUAGAAAGAGAAAUCAAAAUAGGAUUAUCAUGGACUGAUGCAAAUGGUGAAAUAGUCGUAAGAUAA
This is a messenger RNA of Rotaria sp. Silwood2, 1653 nucleotides long. The record is from the annotation of a GenBank genome assembly. Lineage: Eukaryota; Metazoa; Rotifera; Eurotatoria; Philodinida; Philodinidae.